AUGGAAGAGUUAAUAGUGGAACUUCGCCUCUUUCUUGAACUCCUGGACCAUGAGUAUCUCACUGCAACUGUCAGGGAGAAGAAGGCCGCGCUGACCAACAUCCUGCUGCGGAUCCAGUCACCCAAAGGUUUUGAAGUGAAGGAUCAUGCUCAGAAGCAAGAGGCCAGCAGCCUGCCAGCACCCCCUCAGAUGCCUCUGCCAGAGAUUCCUCAGCCCUGGCUGCCUCCUGACAGUGGGCCUCCACCUUUGCCGACAUCCUCUCUCCCGGAAGGUUACUAUGAGGAGGCCGUGCCGUUGAGUCCUGGGAAAGCUCCGGAAUACAUCACAUCAAAUUAUGACUCGGAUGCGAUGAGCAGCUCCUACGAGUCCUAUGAUGAAGAGGAGGAGGAGGGGAAGGGGAAGAAGACCCGGCACCAGUGGCCCUCAGAGGAGGCGUCCAUGGACCUGGUGAAGGAUGCCAAGAUCUGUGCCUUCCUGCUGCGCAAGAAGCGCUUCGGCCAGUGGACCAAGUUGCUCUGUGUCAUCAAGGACGCCAAGCUGCUGUGCUAUAAGAGUUCCAAGGACCAGCAGCCUCAGAUGGAACUGCCUCUCCAAGGCUGCAACAUCACCUAUAUCCCAAAAGACAGCAAGAAGAAGAAGCAUGAGCUGAAAAUCACCCAGCAAGGCACCGACCCCCUUGUCCUCGCAGUCCAGAGCAAGGAGCAAGCUGAGCAGUGGCUGAAGGUGAUCAGGGAAGCCUACAGUGGCUGCGGUGGCCCUGCGGAUCCCGAGUGUGUUCCACCGCCCAGUGCCCCAGUGCACAAGGCAGAGCUGGAGAAGAAGCUGUCUUCAGAGAGACCCAGCUCAGAUGGGGAGGGUGCUGUGGAGAAUGGCAUCGCCUCGUGCAACGGAAAAGAGCAAGUGAAGAGGAAGAAAAGUUCCAAAGCGGAAGCCAAGGGAACUGUGUCUAAAGUCACUGGGAAAAAAAUUACCAAGAUCAUUGGUUUGGGCAAGAAGAAGCCAUCCACCGACGAGCAGACAUCGUCAGCCGAGGAGGACGUCCCCACCUGCGGCUACCUGAACGUGCUGUCCAACAACCGCUGGCGGGAGCGCUGGUGCAGGGUGAGGGACAACAAGCUCGUCCUCCACAAGGACAGGACUGACCUGAAGACCCACGUCGCGUCCAUUCCCCUCCGUGGCUGUGAGGUGAUCCCAGGCUUGGACUCCAAGCAUCCGCUGACCUUCCGGCUGCUUCGCAAUGGACAGGAGGUCGCCGUGCUGGAGGCCUCUUCUUCUGAAGACAUGGGCAGGUGGAUUGGGGUCCUGCUGGCUGAGACGGGGUCGUCGACAGACCCGGGAGCUCUGCACUACGACUACAUAGAUGUGGAGAUGUCUGCAAACAUCAUUCAGACGGCCAAGCAGACCUUCUGCUUCAUGAACAGGCGUGGGGUGUCCACCAGCCCCUACCUAGGGAGCACCUCCAAUGGAUACGCUCACCCCAGUGGGACAGCCCUGCAUUACGAUGACGUCCCCUGCAUCAACGGCUCGUGGGACCCGGACGACGGCUUCCCCGCCUCCGGUAGCAGAGGCCCAGGCGAAGAGGCGCUCUAUGAUAACGAGGGCCUCUACGAUAACCUGCCGUCUCCGAAAAUCUUUGCUCGCUCCUGUCCUGCUGACAGAAGGGCCUCCAGGCUGUCCGCUGACAAGCUGUCCUCUAACCUCUGCAAGGCCCCCACCUCCUGCGGCCCACCCUGCUCUCCGUCUCUCACUAACACCUCUGCUGUGGGGAGGGCGUCUCUCGGGCUGCACUCCCAGCUCAAGGGGAAGAAGCCCCCCGUGGCAUCUAAUGGGGUUCCUGGGAAAGGGAAGGCUCCCAGCAGUCAGCAGAAAAAAGUGGAUUCUGCAGCCAGCGUGAGACGGACGGCUUCAAAUGCUGACCAGUACAAAUACGGCAAGAACCGGGUGGAAGCGGAUGCCAGGCGCUUGCAGACCAAAGAAGAGGAGCUGCUAAAGAGGAAGGAGGCACUGCGGGACCGGCUGGCGCAGCUCCGCAGAGAGAGGAAGGACCUGAGGGCUGCCAUCGCAGUGAAUGCAGGCAGGAAGACCCCGGUGGCCCUGGAGGACAAGCUGAGGAAGCUGGAGGAGGAGUGCAAGCAGAGGGAGGCGGAGCGGGUCAGCCUGGAGCUGGAGCUGACCGAGGUCAAGGAGAGCCUGAAGAAAGCCCUGGCUGGCGGCGUCACCCUGGGGCUGGCCAUUGAGCCAAAGUCAGGGACAUCAAGUCCACAGUCUCCCGGGUUGAGGCAUCGCACUCUGGAGAACUCGCCCAUCUCCAGUUGUGACACCAGUGACGCAGAAGGGCCCCUGCCUGUGAACAGCGCUGCUGUCCUGAGGAAGACCCAGCCAGCGGGCAACUCCCCCUGCCGGGGGCAUGUGCUGCGGAAGGCCAAGGAGUGGGAGUUGAAGAAUGGCACAUAAAGGAAGGCCAGGCCACCCAGCCUCAGAUGGAGGCCGCACAUGUCCCCUGGCCUCCUCGCAGUGACUGUGGACGCACUCCCCAGUGUGACCAAGCAUGACUCCUGAGGGCCUGCGAGCAAGCCGCCGUGGCUCACGC
Messenger RNA from Marmota flaviventris (yellow-bellied marmot), 2590 nucleotides. Lineage: Eukaryota; Metazoa; Chordata; Mammalia; Rodentia; Sciuridae. The record is from RefSeq and is a predicted model, not a curated record.